UUUGUCAGUGUCGGGUGGAGUCAGCGUCCCGUCGCAUCUCUGCGGGGAAGGAAAGGAAGGAGUAGAAUUUUUUUACUAGUUUUUCAUUGUCUAUUUCUUCACGGCAAAAGCGCCGAUAUCCUCCAUAAAGAUGACAACGACAACCAACUUCCAAGGAGUGGAACCUGGCGCAAAAAGCAGUUCUAGGGUACUACGACCGCCAGGCGGAGACUCCAGUUUCAGCUUUGGCACAGAUGACAAUACAACACCCCAGCGCAAGAACAAGAUGGCCUCCAGCAUCUUUGCAGAACCUGAUGACCCCCAUGCUCAUCGGAGGAACAACCCACCCACUGGGGAAGCCGCAGGGACCCUGUGCGGAGAGCCAUCUGCCCCACUAAGGAGGUGCCAGCAGCCUCUUCUCUUCCCCAAGAACCCCCAACCGGAACUGACCACCAUCCACAAUUCUGGGGCAGCCUUGGUCUGGAACCAGAGACGAGACGAGGAGAAUGGCCAAGAACCAGCAAACGAUGAUUAUCCUGACAAUCAGGAAGAGGAGCAUGACGAUCAAGUCCACGACACGUCACAGUCCUCUGCCCCAUCGGGAGGUGCCAAUGCUGCCUCGGGCGGCCGAAGAAACCCACCCGGUGGCAAGUCCAGCCUCAUCCUGGGUUGAGACCACUCCAUUUUUUUUUCUUUUGUUUUUUCAUUCGAACGCUUUUUUUUAUUUUUAAAAAAAAAGAAAUGCCCUCUCUUCCUCCUCAUCCACCUGUCACCUUCUUCCCUAUGUAUUUCACAUGCACUCAUGCUGUCACGUCCAUGGAACCUCUCCCUCCACCCUCAAACCUUUUGUUUUGAUCCUUUUUUCUAUUAAAAUAAGAAAACUGUUGACAAAAGCACUUUAUGUAUCGCUCCUCCCCACCCCACCCCUCCCACCCUGCCUCGCAUUUCAGCCCAUCCUGUAGUGCAUCGCGCCUGCUGGGAAAGGCAUGACGUUUAGCUUGUCUCUCAUUCUUCCCUGUUGUAAAUGGUAAAGGAAAAAAUAAUAAAGAUUUGAUGCGUGAAUUUCUAAAUACAAUAAAGAU
Messenger RNA from Scomber scombrus (Atlantic mackerel), 1061 nucleotides. Its product is annotated as jupiter microtubule associated homolog 1-like. Bases 131 to 652 code for a protein of 173 amino acids. The record is from RefSeq and is a predicted model, not a curated record. Gene Ontology annotation, cellular component: nucleus. NCBI's taxonomy places the organism in Eukaryota, Metazoa, Chordata, Actinopteri, Scombriformes, Scombridae. The transcript has 5 exons.